Molecule: messenger RNA, 2573 nt
Organism: Lemur catta (Ring-tailed lemur)
Lineage: Eukaryota; Metazoa; Chordata; Mammalia; Primates; Lemuridae
Gene: KCNQ1
Product: potassium voltage-gated channel subfamily Q member 1
Exons: 15
Coding region: 74-1582 (502 amino acids)
Biological process (GO): transmembrane transport; potassium ion transport
Cellular component (GO): voltage-gated potassium channel complex; membrane
Molecular function (GO): voltage-gated potassium channel activity
Source: RefSeq, a predicted model, not a curated record
GGUCUGCCUCAUCUUCAGCGUGCUGUCUACCAUCGAGCAGUAUGCCGCCCUGGCCACGGGGACCCUCUUCUGGAUGGAGAUCGUCCUGGUCGUGUUCUUUGGGACAGAGUACGUGGUCCGCCUCUGGUCGGCCGGCUGCCGCAGCAAGUACGUGGGCGUCUGGGGGCGGCUGCGCUUCGCCCGGAAGCCCAUCUCCAUCAUCGACCUCAUCGUGGUCGUGGCCUCCAUGGUGGUCCUCUGCGUGGGCUCCAAAGGGCAGGUGUUCGCCACAUCGGCCAUCAGGGGCAUCCGCUUCCUCCAGAUCCUCCGGAUGCUGCACGUGGACCGCCAGGGAGGCACCUGGAGGCUCCUGGGCUCCGUGGUCUUCAUCCACCGCCAGGAGCUGGUGACCACCCUGUACAUCGGCUUCCUGGGCCUCAUCUUCUCCUCGUACUUCGUCUACCUGGCCGAGAAGGACGCGGUGAACGAGUCGGGCCGCGUCGAGUUUGGCAGCUACGCGGAUGCGCUGUGGUGGGGCGUGGUCACGGUCACCACCAUUGGCUACGGGGACAAAGUGCCCCAGACGUGGGUCGGGAAGACGAUCGCCUCCUGCUUCUCUGUCUUCGCCAUCUCCUUCUUCGCGCUCCCGGCGGGCAUUCUCGGCUCCGGGUUCGCCUUGAAGGUCCAGCAGAAGCAGAGGCAGAAGCACUUCAAUCGGCAGAUCCCAGCGGCGGCCUCGCUCAUUCAGACCGCAUGGAGGUGCUACGCUGCCGAGAGCCCCGACUCCUCCACCUGGAAGAUCUAUGUCCGCAAGCCUUCCCGGAGCCCCGCCCUGCUGUCCCCCAGCCCCAAGCCCAAGAAGUCUGUCAUGGUCAAGAAAAAAAAGUUCAAACUGGACAAGGACAACGGGGUGAGCCCCGGAGAGAAGAUGCUCACUGUGCCCCACAUCACGUGUGACCCCCCGGAAGAGCGGAGGCCAGACCACUUCUCUGUCGACGGCUACGACAGUUCUGUGAGGAAGAGCCCCACGCUGCUGGAGGUGACCGCAGCCCACUUCAUGAGAACCAACAGCUUCACCGAGGACCUGGACCUGGAAGGGGAGACGCUGCUGGCACCAAUCACCCACGUCUCGCAGCUGCGGGAACACCACCGGGCCGCCAUCAGGGUCAUCCGACGCAUGCAGUACUUUGUGGCCAAGAGGAAGUUCCAGCAAGCGCGGAAGCCCUAUGACGUGCGGGACGUCAUCGAGCAGUACUCCCAGGGCCACCUCAACCUCAUGGUGCGCAUCAAGGAGCUGCAGAGAAGGCUGGACCAAUCCAUCGGGAAGCCCUCGCUGUUCAUCCCCGCGUCAGAAAAGACCAAGGACCGCGGCAGCAACACGAUCGGCGCCCGCCUGAACCGGGUGGAAGACAAGGUGACGCAGCUGGACCAGAGGCUGGUGCUCAUCACGGACAUGCUUCACCAGCUGCUCUCCCUGCACCGCGGCGGCUCCCCGGGCGGAGCCCCAGCAGUCCAGCCUGGUGGCGGCGGUGGCAGCGGCGACGCCACCAUCAACCCCGAGCUCUUCCUGCCCAUGGCUCCCUCCCGACCUACGAGCAGCUGACUGUGCCCCAGAGGGGCCCCGAUGAGGGGUCCUGAUGGGGCUUGGCGGGGCUGGGAGGGGAGGCCCUCUCGGCAGGGGCACCCACCUGUCCACAGCCACCUCCAGGAGGGCCCAGAGAGAACAGCCCCACUGUCCAGGGCCCCGGACCCCCGCGGCCACGCUGUCUGGCACAGCCUGAGCUUGGGGGUCCACGAAGGCCACCUCUUCCUGGCUGCGGGGUACUAGAAGUUGGCUGGGUGGGGUGUCCCUCUCAGCUCUGAGCUGUCACCCCUAGCACCCAGUCCCCACAUCCUGAGGAUGACAUGGCUUGCAUGGUGGUCGGGACACAGUGGGGGCGUCAGGGUGGCCCCCCAGGGCCCAGCAUCCAGGGUGCCCAGCCCAGCCCGUGUCUGGCCAGGAAGCAGCACAGGCUGAGAGCAGGCACACCCUGCGGGCCCCGGGGCUUCCGAGGGUGACACAGGGACAGGGGCUGUCCUCGAAUCCAGGCCCAGCCCAAGCCGACUAAAGGGCGGCUACGAUGAAUGUCCGGGAGCCGCUCAGAGGGCCCUGGCUCCCUGCUCUCGAGAGACGCUGACCCAUGAGCAGGGGACUGCGGGGCUGCCCCUGAGGCCACAGGUCCCAGUGAGGGACAGGCACCGCUGCCCCCGGGCACGUCAGAGUGAAGGGUGUCCACCUCCCCUGCCUUGGACUGGCAGCUCCUCCCACCAUCUGGAAAGAAGGGUCCCCGGGCCCCGUAAGUGUGCAGCCCCGGCUCCAGUUCCUCGUCCGAGCAGCUGGACAGACAUGGAGGGACACCGUGUCCCCCACCCCAGCCAGCUGCCGAUGUGCAGAGGAGUCACGGUGUAUACGCAGAACAGGGGUUCCUUCUGGGCAUCAUGUCUCAUAGAAACAGUAAUUUGCGGUGAUUUGGAAUCUGUGUUUUAGGGAGUUUCACGGUGUGAUUUUGGUUCUUAAUCGUACAGUCUUUUCCUAAUAAACACGGAGAAUCACA